CAUGCCCCAAACGCUGAGCUCUGCCAGCAUGUUUACUUCCUGUGGCUUCAGCCCUCAUCACCUCCAUCCCUCCAAAGAAGAUGAUGAAGGAGGACUGAUCUUUCAAGAUGGAAACCUUACCUCAGCAUCUCUUGAUGCUUUAAUUCAACACCUUAUACCUACAGCUGACUACUACCCUGAGAAGGCCUACAUCUUCACAUUCCUGCUGAGCUCAAGACUGUUCAUUGAACCACAUGAACUUCUGUCCCGUGUUUGUCACAAGUGCAUCGAGCAGCAGCAACUGGAUGACCCAGUGCUGGAUAAGGCACGGAUCAGAAAAUUUGGGCCCAAGAUUUUACAGUUGUUAACAGAAUGGACGGAAACAUUUCCCUAUGAUUUUCAGGAAGAAAAGAUGAUUGGAUGUUUGAAAGACAUCAUCCAUCGGAUAGCUCCGUGUGAUGAGGCCUAUUGGAAAAAGAUGAAUCAGCUUCUACAAACCUUGAACCAGAAGCUUGCAAGUCUUAACCAUGGUCAAGAAGGGAUAGUCAAGAUCAGUGCAGCUGUUUCAGAUAAAGUGGUAGCUUUUAAAAGUAAACCUCCAUCCAUCCAAAGAGAAAUGUUGAAUGUCUGCAGUGAUCCAUAUACUUUGGCCCAACAGUUAACUCAUGUAGAACUGCCUUGUUUCAGUGAACAGAAGAAGACUAGUAAUCUCGAGGCUUAUGUGAAAUGGUUCAAUAGACUCUGCUAUCUUGUAGCAACAGAAAUCUGUAUGCCUGCCAAAAAGAAGCAGAGGGCACAAGUCAUUGAAUUCUUCAUUGAUGUCGCCCGGGAGUGCUUUAACAUAGGGAACUUUAAUUCACUGAUGGCAAUCAUCUCUGGAAUGAAUAUGAGUCCAGUAUCUAGGCUAAAGAAGACCUGGUCAAAAGUGAAAACAGCCAAGUUUUUUAUUCUUGAGCACCAGAUGGAUCCUACUGGCAAUUUUUACAACUACAGGACUGCCUUAAGGGGAGCUGCUCAUCGGUCCCUAACAGCACACAGCAACAGGGAAAAGAAAUUCUUGGAACUGGCUAAACAAGUAGGAGAAUUCAUAACAUGGAAACAAGUUGAAUGUCCGUUUGAGCGUGAUGAUAAUAUAAUCCACUAUUUACAUACUGCCCCUAUCUUUACCGAAGAUGGUUUGUAUUUGGCUUCCUAUGAAAGUGAAAGUCCAGAAAACCAAACAGAAAAAGAGAGAUGGAAAAACCUAAGGUCAACUAUCUUAGGAAAGACCUGAAGACAAUAAUCUAUAAAUAUACUAGAAGAAACUAAGUCAGCAAAACUACUUUGCACUAUGGAUUCCAAAGAUGCCUAUUUGGGAUUUAGAAUAUUUUAUUCUUUAUUUUUGUGUGCGUUUGGGGGCUCUCUAACGCAAUUAACUGGAUUCAUCAGAAAGACUCAAGUGAGUUGUCUUUUUACUGCACACAGUGUUGCUACAGCCAAUAUGGAACCUUAUAGUGACAAGCCAGUCGAGAUUUGAUCUUGGCUUUAUCAGAACCAAGUCCUUAUUGCUAUUUAAACUUGACUUUCUAAAAGAAAAAGCAAGAAAAGUCAUGGUGCUGCAAUCCAAAACAGUCUCCACGGAUGAGUACAGGGUUUGUAUCUCAGAAGCAGGGUGAAUCUGAUAAUAACUCAAAGAGAACUGUGAAAAGUAGAUGUUGCCAAUUACAUUAUGCUACUACAUAUUUUUCCUCCACAAUCCUCAGCCUCAAUGAAGAAUAUUCCAACAUCAGGAAAUAAAUGACUAAUAGAAAACCAUAUUAAAAUAACCCACGUAUGCUACUUUUUUAAUAUUGAAAGUUUCGAGCUGUUGAAGAUGUGUUAUGUCUCCUUCCGUUUGGAGUCCGAAUCAUCUUUGAUCUUCAUAGGGAACUCCUAAGCUCUUCAGAUGACUUCUCCUGUGACCCUUAUGAUAUAAAGCAUGUAGCAUAUUCUCUAGUUCUGUUGACUGUUGAGAUGCGACAGUCUUUAAAGAAUCUUGCAUCGUUAACAGAAAGGAAAUCUGUUAAGGACUGCAACAGUUGCUUUCACCUACUUAUUUUCUCUUUAUCAGAGAAAAGAAAUAUUUUGGAAAAGAUAAUCAUGUGAUAGUAGGGCUCUUAUCUCUAGUGUGUCUUACAGUCUAUGAAUUGUUGCACUGAAAUUAUCAAUACCACGUUCCUAAGAUGGGUCCCUUAUUUUAUGGUUCCUCUGUGUAGGCGAUGGCCACUGCCUCCCAGCUAUGGCAUUCUUUCUCGAAUUCCUGACUUCGAGAUGCAUUUAGGGCUACAGAUUUGGGAGCUACAGGGAAAGUUGACUAAUGGGGAAUGAACAAUCAGGCAGUAAUAUGUCUGCCAUAAUGCUUAGUGGGAGGGCAAGCAAUGGUUGCAAAUUAUACUCAAAUAGCCUUUUUAUAAGUAACGGGAGUAAAACAAAUCCAUAGCUUACUGCUUACUGUGUAGAAUUGCAGUAAAGUGAAAAUCUUCAUUUUAAUAACUGGGAUGUUUUCAUAAUAAAAUUGUAUCAGAAAGACUUAUAAUUCAGAUUCUGACAUUUGCAAGUAAUAUCCAGCACAGCGUGGGCUUGGCUUGAGAAUUACAGGUAGCUGAUGCCACAUAUAUAGAUGAGACUCAUGCCAAUGUACAUAUUUUAUGCAUCAGUUAAAUGCAUUCCAAGAUUCAACCAGUUCCAACAUAGGACAUUGGCACAGUGACCAAUAGGUGGAAUUUAGAGAGUUCACUCCUGCCUUCCAUCAUAUGCAAGAGUUUGGCAUGCUGGUCAAAAUCUCAACUGGUAUUACAUGAACAGUAAAGCAGUCAUUAGGCACUGGAUAGGUUUGAACCUUAAUUUGCUUCUGAAUAUGUCUGUAUUGAAAUUCUAUCAUAUUCCUUCUGGGUAUUGUCACAAGGAGCCUUUUUGUUUCUUUUAGUAAAGCAAUCUUAGGUUCUAGAAUAUAACUUUAAGUUAUUUAUCUGCACAAGCCUUCUUGACAACCUAUUUCUUUCCAUUACAUCUACUUCACAGUGUGCUGAAAUGUUUAAUACCAGUCUAAAUGAAUGAUUUUUCAUUUAAAAAAAAAUGUUGAUCUGACCCUAGUUAGAUAUUUGUGGCCUAUGACAGAUUAAGAAAGAAUUUUGUGCAUGCGCACAUUUUCCUCAGGCAACCAAUCAGUGAAUAUAUAAAUAUAGCUACUGUGUAUGAUCAAUUCUAAACUUGUGUCAAAUUCAACAGUUUAUGCACCUACUAUGUCACAAUGUAGUAGCUUUCAUGUAGCUAUUGCAAAAGACCUACAGUAUUUGAAUUAUCUAGAUCAUGGGUGUCAAACUUGCCACAUCAUGUUGCCAACAUGUGACUUUUUGCAACUUUUUCCAUUUCCCGGAGCUGGGGUAGGCGUGGCCUACGCAUGACACACCUGAACCAUGGGCCACCAGUUUGACACCCUGCUAUAGAUGUAUUCAGACCGCUUCAGUAACCAUCUCAGCAUCUGAAUAGGAAGCAAGAUAAAUUUAUUUCUCUAUUUGUUAGCUCUUUUCUGUAGUAAAUUUUGAAAAAUGGAGGAAUGCCACAAAAAUAUAGUGAGGUAGAUGUCUCAGAUUUUAAACAGGAAAAAAAGAACAUCUAAGUUGUAAGAAUGUUCAGUCUGAUGGAACUAGAAUAGAUAGGAAAAAUGGUUAGAAAUAUGUCUAAAAAUACUGUAUGUAGAAAGAAACAUGGAAUGUCAAAAAUAAAUCCAGAAUUGUUUCUUUUGGAUUGGGCUACUGGCUGAAUAGAUAUUGAAAAAAGUACAAAAACAGUAUGCCUUAAUUUCAGCAAAGCAUCUGACAAAUAUUUUGUGGCAAAAUGUCUUAAUUGUGUUUUUGCUGGCAGUGACGUUCAUAGAUGAAUUCACAGUUGUAGAAUCAAUGAGUUCUUAUCAAUUAUUCAUUAAAUCAAGGAAACAUUUGAAUGAGGUGCCAUAGUAGAAGCGUAUACUUCAACCAUUGAUCCAUCUUAGAUGCAGAGAAAUCUUUUUUCCAGAUGAUCCAUAAUAUGAAUAACUGUUACCUCAUAGCAGUAACCCAUUCAAAAUGCUAUUGAUGGAAGGCUGAGUAAGAUCAUAUAAAUUGCAGCAUAACACAGUGCAAAUGUCUGCCUUCAGGUGUGCUCAAAUUCAGAACACUAAUGUAUGGUAGACAACAUCUGGUUUAACAGUGGUACAUGAGGUUUCCAGAUUAUAACAAAUGUGAAAAAGCUACAAAACAGUGCCAUGAACAUUAAUAGAACCAUAAUAUUAGGAACAAGAAUAAAUACUUCCUUAUUUGGGACUAAUCAGAUUUGUCUGGUCCUGUAUAUGUUUUUGAAUAAGAAUUAAGAAAGAUGAGACAAACACGAGAAAGAUGAGAUGGGUACUUUUCAAAUACCAGACGGUCUGAUGUAGAAAACAAGACAAUGUUGCUUCGCUUCUUAUCCAAAAGACAGGAUUAAUCUAAUGGGCUUAAGUUAGGGAAGAUGAAUGUUGACUGAAUGGUAGGAAGAAGAUGAAAGAGCCAUUUUAUAAUGGUUUAAUGAUAAUUCACUGUUCUGCAUGAGAAAAUUUGCAAAGCAAAUUGUAACUUAGAAGUGCAAAAUGCCUAAUUAAACCCCAAAACAAUGAUAAUACAAAUCUUAAAAACAUAAUAAACAUAACAAAAAAUGUGGAGGAGGAGGCAAUAUUCUGGCUGCCUUUGAACUAAGCCCAGAAGCCCAUCUGGAAGAUAUUCUUAUGCAGGAUUUCCUGCAUUUACAAAGGGUUGAAUUACUAAAUAUCCCACAGUUGAUACUAAUAGGAUUAUCCCAUUAGAUUAUUAAUAAUAAUCUACUAAAAGAUGACUUAGAUUUAAUAGACCAAAUACGUAGUGAUGUUUUCUUUUGCUGAAGAGAACACAGCUUUUUCUCCUUAAAUGCUACUAAAUAAAUCCAAGGAUUAUAUUAAUUCACCUUUGUCUGAAAGUAACUCUAACUGUAGCCAGAUUUUAACAAUUGACAUAUUUGACUUUCUGAGAUCAUGGUGAUCAAAUGUAUUUCUACUUAUUUAAGUAAGAGUGAUAAAAUAAUAUAUGCAUAUUAGAAUGCUGAGAUUGAUUUCUCAGCUAGUAUCGGUUGCAAAUAUUUCAUUAUUUGUAUUUGCAAAGUGUGAUUUGUCUAGGUAUAAAAAACAAAGCAAAUCUGUAUUUCAGAUACAUAAUAUGAAUACAUUGUACACACUCUUUCAGAAAGCAUAAAACCCAAUUUAUUGAAUGAAUAGUACAUACUAGGUUUCACAGGAGGAAAAUAUUCCAAAUAAUUCACCUAUAUUUCAUCAGAAACUUAUAAAUGGAUUCAGCUCUGCAUACUGAAAAUUGCUAAGCUUAUGAAAGAAUCCUCAGUCUUCGGCUGAAACUGAGCCUCUGGUCUGACCUUAUACAAUGAGCAAGGCAGUCAUUUUAAACUGAGUUAUGGACAUACUGAAUGCAUUUUUUAAAAAUGCAGCCUGCCUAAGAUUGGAAAUGCAAUUUGUUAUCCAUUUAAUAGGAAAAGGCAGUAUUUCUUUCAGC
Molecule: messenger RNA, 5546 nt
Organism: Thamnophis sirtalis
Lineage: Eukaryota; Metazoa; Chordata; Lepidosauria; Squamata; Natricidae
Source: RefSeq, a predicted model, not a curated record